This is a messenger RNA of Fomitopsis serialis, 1041 nucleotides long. RefSeq lists its product as uncharacterized. Bases 1 to 1041 code for a protein of 346 amino acids. The transcript has 4 exons. The record is from RefSeq and is a predicted model, not a curated record. Lineage: Eukaryota; Fungi; Basidiomycota; Agaricomycetes; Polyporales; Fomitopsidaceae.
AUGCAGUCAAUUCACGGAUUCGACGAAGAGGAGGCCAAGGCAUGGUAUGAGACCAUCAAGGAUAUCGUGGUCUUGUAUCGGCGCACCGUCAAUGUGGCGAACACUCGCGGAGCACAUGUGAAGGCGUACGAAGCGGCACUCACGACUCUCUAUCAUCUGGAGAUGGCGGCAAUCGCUGAUGACCCCUCACGCGCGUCGGACACGCCGGAGCAGACUGCUUUCGAGGCGGUCAACAUGAAGAUCGGACAGCCGCCCCACAAGGCCGAUACGCGCUUCCAGAUCGAAGCCUACCUUCUCUCACUCGAGUUGAGGUUCAUGCUGGCCCAGGUUGCAUCGAGCCGCGUUCAAGCCCUUCCGGUCACAUCAGACGUCGCGCAUCGCCAGCGAUGGGUAUCCUUCAUCGACUUCAUCCUCGAGUCCUGCGUUGCAGAUGCGGGCAAGGCCCUCGCCAUGGCGCAGAAGUCGUCGGCUUCUCGCCAAUCAGCGCGUUCUUCUGUGUACAUCAUCCGCUCUGAUUUCGAGAGGUUCAGGGCGCAGAUAGUCGAGGAGAGGGCAGAGCUAGGGAGAACCGGCGACCUCACUGCGGCUCGUCGGCAGACUUUGGCCCUGAAGAUACGAAGGAGAAUACAUCCGCAGCAGGCCGUCGAAGAUAUGCAAGACCUGAGAGACGAGAGAGAGUGGUUCAAGGAUAACUGCGGAAGGAAGGUUGAACGCUGGAGGGAGGAAUGCACAGAGCUAGAGAAGGUCAUGCUCAGCGAUAAGUUCUACCAGCCCCUCUCUCUCCAAGAGCGCGCGGACAUCGUGAAGGCAUUCGGAUUUACGCACCGAGGCCACUUCUACAACUGCGAGAAUGGGCAUACUUUUGUCAUCACUGAAUGCGGUGGCGCCAUGCAGAACUCCUUCUGUCCCGAGUGCAGAGCACCCAUCGGUGGCAUGGGGCAUCACCUAAACUCGGCGAACACCAGGGCAAGAGAAUUCGAAGAUGUUGCACGGGUACAGGGCGUCCUUGAUGGCGCCUUCGACUGGACGAGAGAUGCGUAA